CAUUAAUAAUAUGAAAUGACGAUAAUAUAUUUCAAAUCAGUAGCAUAAGUUUUGUUCAGUAAGUCUCGAUGUCUCUCGAAACAUCCAUCUAUUAUUUUACUGUACUUAAUUAUUACCAAAAGUAAUUGAAAGUUCUGAAUUGUGUUUUGAUAAAAUAAACGAAAAAAAUUUGCUGAUUUCAAUGCGAUGACCGAUUUCGUCGCCGGCUGUAUUGGAGGGUGUGCGGGUCUUGUUGUUGGAUACCCUCUGGAUACAAUCAAGGUCCAUUUACAAGUUCAAAGUUAUAAUAAUCCAGUUUAUCGAGGAACAUGGCACUGUUUUCAAUCCAUCCUUUACAAAGAAUCGAUCACCGGAUUCUACAGAGGAUUAUCUUCACCAUUAGCCGGAGUAGCAGCAAUAAACGCCAUUUUAUUUGGUGUCUACGCUCAAUGCCAAAAAUUCAUAAUAAAAGACCCACAAAACCUGAGCUCGCAUUUUUUAGCGGGCGCCAUAGCAGGCCUGGCCCAAUCGCCCGUUACAUCCCCCCUCGAGUUAGCGAAAAUGCGCCUGCAGCUUCAAGAUAGCUCUAACCCAACGUAUUCAGGUCCAGUAUCAUGUCUCAAAGACAUUUUUCGUAAUCACGGUAUCCGCGGUAUCUUUCGGGGUUUCUGGAUAACAACUUUCCGAGAUGUCCCCAGUCUGGGUUUAUAUUUCGCUACAUACGAGGCCCUUACCCGGGAUAUUUACAUAAAUUUUAGCUUGACCUCAAACAAUAUCAAUGAAAUAACAAACAAAGAAACCACAACCCUCCACAUGCUUAUCGCUGGUGGACUUGCCGGCACCGCAUCCUGGAUCUUCACUUAUCCAAUAGACGUUAUCAAGUCACGCAUUCAAGCUGAUCAAAAUGGCCGGUACAAAAACAUUAUCGACUGUUUUAAUAAAUCACUCAAGGAUGACGGGGUACGUUGUCUAUUUCGCGGGCUAAAUUCAACUAUUUUACGCGCUUUUCCUUCUAAUGCCGUAACUUUUACUGUCGUUAAUUGGACUCUCAGGUUAUUUAAUUAUGAGGAUAAAAAAAAACAUUUUGAGGUUGCAGACAAUUUUUCAGCUAAGGAUCAUAAUAAUAAUAAUUAUCAUAAUAAUAAUAAUCAAUAUCCAUGCAAUACGUUAUUUAAAUUUAAUUUAUUUUCUAAUAGUAUUUUAGAUAAUAAUCUUAAUUUAUGCAGACGUGUUGCUAUUUGCCAUGAUAAUUAUUAUUAUUUACGUAAAGAAAAUAAUGAUAUUAAUAAUUUUAAACAAGGAAAUGAUGAUUUUAAAGAAAAAAAAUAUUUACAAUGUUUAUAAUU
Microplitis mediator is the source of this 1325-nucleotide messenger RNA. Its product is annotated as mitochondrial basic amino acids transporter-like. The transcript is spliced from 3 exons. Gene Ontology annotation, molecular function: high-affinity L-arginine transmembrane transporter activity. Gene Ontology annotation, biological process: mitochondrial L-ornithine transmembrane transport. The coding region runs from base 187 to 1323 and encodes 378 amino acids. NCBI's taxonomy places the organism in Eukaryota, Metazoa, Arthropoda, Insecta, Hymenoptera, Braconidae. Gene Ontology annotation, cellular component: mitochondrion. The record is from RefSeq and is a predicted model, not a curated record.